Molecule: messenger RNA, 1472 nt
Organism: Emericellopsis atlantica
Lineage: Eukaryota; Fungi; Ascomycota; Sordariomycetes; Hypocreales; Bionectriaceae
Exons: 2
Coding region: 184-1080 (298 amino acids)
Cellular component (GO): ascospore wall; prospore membrane; lipid droplet
Source: RefSeq, a predicted model, not a curated record
GUGUGAAGUUCUAGUCCAGAAACCAUUGUACCGUAAUCGAAGGGACGGGUGAUCACCAAGUCAGCAAUGACGUCAUAGGAAGGCGUGACGAGGACCUCUGCCGACGACGUGCCACCGCCUCGACACGCUUGCAGACUUACAACACAUCCUGACAUCCUGCCGCAUCGGCAUUCACAAGCAAACAUGCCUGAGCCUGAGCCCCAAGACGAGACACGCCCCUUGACGCGGCCAGCGAACCAACCCAGCAGCUUCCUGAGACGCCAAGCGGGGGCCAUCAAGCGGUGCGCCAUCGCCGCUUCCUAUCCAAUACGUGGCAUCUGGUUCUUUGUCCGCAGCGGUGAAUACUGGCCGCUGUUCUUCGGAAGACUCUUGCCUCUGUCUCUGAUAUCGUGUCUGGUGUAUCUCAUCCUGUUCACCUUCGCUUUCCUGCCGCAGCUCGCCUUCUUGGCGAUUUUCCAGGGGCGAGGCGCGUGGCUCAAUGCGACGUUCCUGGUGCUCGGUGAGGGGCUGGUCAUCAUCCAGGGUCUCUUUGAAGGCUUCUUUGUAGACGAGUGUCGCGUGGACGUGUUUGAUGCGACGCUCAUCAAGCUCUCAUGGACGGACCUUGUGUCCCCACAUCGUGUCCUGUACCCAGACGCCCCCAAUGCGAUCAAGAUGCUUGGGAAACCGACAUCAUCCGCCGUGUAUACGCCAUGGAGUAUCGUCCAGAUCGUCGAACUCGCAUGUUGCCUGCCGCUGAAUUUCAUCCCCUGGUUCGGCACACCCAUGUUUGUCAUGAUCACGGGGACUCGCCUGGGCAAGCUGUCCCACUAUCGAUGGUUCCAGCUGCGUGGAUUCUCCAAGCAGGAGCGCAAGGUGGAGGCGAAGCGCCUGGCGUGGGAAGAUGUGUGGUUUGGAACGGUGGCCAUGAUCUUGGAGCUCAUCCCGAUCUUGUCCUUCUUUUUCCUGCUGACUACCACGGCGGGCGCUGCCAUGUGGACAGCUCGUAUUGAGGAGAGCCGACGGUCCGUUGUGUCUGAGGAGGGUGAGCAAGCGGAGGGGCCGAAUGAGCAGCCCCCAGCAUACAGUGAUGUGGUAUAACAGGUUAUUUGUUGCCGCGAAGAUUUCGAGAGCAAGAACUGCACGGUAUGUAGCCUGCAUUAAUUUGACGACUUGAGUUUAUCAAUGUCGAUAUACUUUAUAAAAGCGCUGGAUUAUGUACAGGGGUUUGCAGAGAAACGACAAGUGCAUGCCGUUCGGUCAGACCUUGCCCAACCAGCCCAUCCCCGUCUUGCGCAUCUUCACUAUCUUGGAGCAGAGCAGGAAGAAGCACCCGAAGGCCAAGGAAGCCCCCGAGAACGCCUGCGCGCCCACAUAACUCCCCGUGGAGUCAAUGAUGGAGCCAGCGAUGGGGGGUCCCGUCAGGACGGCUAAGAGAACCACAGUCAGCUCCCGUCGGGAGGCCCAAUAGAGAGAACUCUAACUUACAAAAC